Molecule: messenger RNA, 1905 nt
Organism: Trichoderma virens Gv29-8
Lineage: Eukaryota; Fungi; Ascomycota; Sordariomycetes; Hypocreales; Hypocreaceae
Exons: 2
Coding region: 1-1905 (634 amino acids)
Source: RefSeq, a predicted model, not a curated record
AUGGCUUACCCUCAGUCACAUUCUUGUCGCUAUUGCAAGCAGCUUAGCAUUACAUAUGACGGCCAAUACUGUUUCACAAAGCUCAGGCGACUUGGCUAUCAACAGGUCCAACGAGGAGCCAGACUGGGCUGCACGUUGCUGGAAAGCCUCUUGCAUCGAUUUAAAUCACAACAUCCCUCAACAUGCCAGCCAUUGAUGCUCGAGAGCGGUAUCAUGCGCGACGAUCGAGACUUCCUUGGACUCGAGUUUGAAUGGAAAUGCCGAGGAGAGUGCGGUACAGACAUUGAUUGGUUAUAUGAGCUUCAGACGGUUGAGAUCAUAAAUGAAGUUGGACCUCCGCUUCAGAUGCGUGCGGCGGAUCGGCCGUUCAAUCUGCGUCCUGCAUCUGACGAGAGCUUUGAGUGGAUCAAACGCCGACUGCGGCACUGCCGAGAGAACCACGAAAAAUGCCGAAAGAUCCUCGACUCGCGGCGGAAAUUGAAGAUGCCAUGCCGUCUAAUUGAGGUUGGCCCACCGGGAGCGUCUACCUUGUAUCUGCGAGAGGCAAAGUUACCAGGCAUGGACAAGUAUGCAAUUGCUAGUUAUGUAUGGGGCGAAAAGAAGAGCUCUGCCAUAGCUGAUUCAAAAUUGAAAAGGCGGAAUCUGCGAUCAAGAAUGAAGAAGGGCAUGCAGUUGUCGAAGAUGCCCCAGACCAUCCGAGACGUCGUUACGGUGACGCGGCAACUUGGGUACAGCUAUCUUUGGAUUGAUGCUCUCUGUAUUGUCCAAGAUGAUAAAGAUGAGAUGAAACGAGAGGUGGGAGAUAUGCCCCAAUUUUAUCAGAGAUCUGAUGUUACGAUUUCAGCGGCAAGGGCUGCACAUGGUGGUGAAGGCUUCUUGCAUCCUCGAGAUGCCGCGCAAGCCUACGGAGCUGUAUACGAGAUCCCGUAUCAACAGAGCCUUCCAGAAGGGGUCACUCGAGCAACCGUCAUCUUAUGUGAAAAUGAGCUACGCAACGGGAUCGAGCCUGGAGAUACGCGGAUAUGGACGCAUCAGGAGAAGAAGCUACCAGUGCGCAAACUGAUCUUUGGCUCGAGACAAACAAUUUGGACAUGUCCAGAGCGCUGGGACGUUCAUGGAGGAACUCGCUCACAAAAGAGCCCAGAACCCGAAUUCACGCGGCCACGUCACGACGGCUCCGAGCCAGCUCAGGUACCUUCUCCGGGAGUGGAGCUGGAUUGGACGAUGCGUGACUGGAUGGAUGAGGUGUGCGAUUAUUCAAACCUUGAGGGUGGCCGUUCUCGCGAAUUGGAUAGGCUGCAAGCUUUCGCUGAGACCAGCAAAAUGUUAUCUGCACAUGUAGUGUGGCCUACGACCCAAUAUUGCUGGGGGAUCUGGGAAAGUGAGGUUAUUCGACUGCUUCUAUGGUCUAAAGACAAUCCCCAGAUUGAAGAUCGAUGUGGACCGUCUUGGUCUUGGCUGUCAUUGCUUGGACCAGUUACAUACCCAACUUCUACUCUAUUUUGUAGGGCAGGCGACCCGAGAGAUUACAACCUCAAUGUCAUUCACUUUCCCAAAGCACAAGAUCAAGAUUUACGCCUGCGCGUAAGAGGAUCCAUCUUGGAAAUCCUUAGGGAUGGCGAUGGCAAUACGGCAAAAGACGUGCGCAAUGGAGGGCAGCUUUCGAUCAGUAUCAAAUGGGACUAUAACGUGGCAGUGCAGUCGGUUUGGCUGUUGGAGGUAAUAUCAGAGUAUCACAGAUAUAAGAGUUACGGGCUCGUCCUCAAGAACACGCAUGAUGAUGAGUUUGAGCGCUGCGGGUUCUUUGAACUGAAACUCGCCGAGUUAUAUCAAGGCAACCAACUGACGUGGAAAGAGUCUCGAGAGCAUCUUUGGAAGGAUGAAGCAGAGAUUCUUAUUGCAUAA